AUGGGAACAGAGGGUUGCGAAGGUGGUGCAUUAAAUGGUUUCCCAUCGAAUAGUGAAUGUGAACAUGAUAUUUGUAUCGAUUGCUUGGAUAAAAUGCUUGCUGAAUGUGAAAUUACCUGUUCACAACCAAUGUGCCCAAAUAUUUUAUGUCAUCAACCAUAUUCCAUUGAUUCAGUAAUUGCAUUAAAAGCAUUUUUCCCACAACGUGCUAAUUAUUUCAAACGUUUUGCGCUUGAAAAUCAAGGCUAUUUUCUUAUCAAAGAUGAUUCAAUUUCG
Messenger RNA from Loa loa (African eye worm), 276 nucleotides. RefSeq lists its product as hypothetical. The record is from RefSeq and is a predicted model, not a curated record. The annotation marks the transcript as partial. The transcript has 2 exons. Lineage: Eukaryota; Metazoa; Nematoda; Chromadorea; Rhabditida; Onchocercidae.